Molecule: messenger RNA, 942 nt
Organism: Indicator indicator
Lineage: Eukaryota; Metazoa; Chordata; Aves; Piciformes; Indicatoridae
Product: cytoplasmic phosphatidylinositol transfer protein 1-like
Exons: 9
Coding region: 1-942 (313 amino acids)
Biological process (GO): phospholipid transport
Cellular component (GO): cytoplasm
Molecular function (GO): phosphatidylinositol transfer activity; phosphatidylinositol binding
Source: RefSeq, a predicted model, not a curated record
AUGCUCAUCAAGGAGUACCGCAUCUGCAUGCCACUCACCACCGAGGAGUACCGCGUGGGGCAGCUCUACACCAUCAGCAAGCACAGCCACCAGGAGAGCGAGAAGGGCGAGGGGGUGGAGGUGGUGAAGAACGAGCCCCACGAGGACCCCGUCCACGGCCCCGGGCAGUUCACCGAGAAGAGAGUUCACCUCUCCAGCAAACUGCCAAGCUGGGCACGGGCAGUGACCCCCCGCAUCUUCUACAUCACGGAGAAGGCCUGGAACUACUACCCCUAUACCAUCACUGAGUACACGUGCUCCUUCCUGCCCAAGUUCUCCAUCUACAUCGAGACCAAGUAUGAGGACAACUGCGGGGACAGCGAGAACAUCUUCCGCAGUGAGAAAAUCCUGGGGGACCAUGAGGUCUCCUUCCUGGACAUCGCCUUCGACGAGAUCCCUGAGCGCUACUACCGCAGCCUGGAGGACCCUCGUUUCUUCAGCUCAGCCAAGACGGGCCGGGGCCCGCUGCAGGAGGGCUGGCGCCAGCACACCAAGCCCAUCAUGUGCUCCUACAAACUGGUCAGCGUCAAGUUCGAGGUGUGGGGGCUGCAGACCCGCGUGGAGCAGUUUGUGCACAAGGUGAUCCGGGACAUCCUGCUGAUUGGGCACCGGCAGGCCUUUGCCUGGGUGGAUGAGUGGUGUGGGAUGACGAUGGAGGACGUGCGGCGCUUCGAGCGGGAGACGCAGGAGGCCACCAACGAGCUCGUCGGCCUGGUGGCACCAACCAUUUCGGUCAGCGAGGUGGCACCGCCCGCCGCCACGCACUCGGCCCCCGCCAGCGCCCCCUCCACCCCGCUCAGCGACGAGCCCCCCGAGUUCCUCGCUCCUCCCAAGGCUCGGCCGCGCAAGAAGUCGGCGCCGGAGAGCCUGACGCUGCCCCGGGACCGCGCCGGUGCCGAGUGA